AUGCGUUCGUACCAUCGUCCGAUCUACCAGGAACCGACGACUAUCCUUAGCAACCUGAUCGAUCGGCUAGUAAAAGCGGGUUUGCGGGAUGAACUCGAACGACUUCUGUCGGGUGUCGACGGUUUUGAGGAGGUGUUCAACAUUGGCGAGUACGCUGAACGGGAUCCAAUCAAGGAACAGUUGGCCAACGAUUUCCGGCUGCUUUUCCCGAUCGUCGUGCGAACUUUGGGUGGCCUGCAAGUUGGUGAUGCGAUCGAGGGCCCGCUCCAAAGCAAGCUGCGUGACGUGUUUAAUGAUUUCCAGUCACUUCUGGCAAGCAUGAUGCACUCGGAAAGCUCCGUAAUUCAGGACAUUGAAAAGUUGCCGCAAGCUGCGAGCGAUCGGGCGCGAAAAUACCAGUCGCGAGGUCCUGGAACACAACGUACUGCACCGGUCGUGGAGGAAACGGUGUAUACGACGGAAAUGCCUGCCGCCUUGUACAGAGCCGAUGCAAAUGACUACGAUUUGGAAGAUGAACGAGCUUCACCGAUCGUCCUAGAAGCCGCUCAGGACGUUGAUAAAAACAUGGAGACUGAAAAGCUGUUGCAGUUUUUCCCAGACGGCAGUGACGCAAAAUACGAGCUAAGUCUAGGGCCGGAUCUAUUGUCACAAGAGCGCGAUUCUGACGAGACGGACGACGACACGGAGGUGAUCGUGUUGACGGAGGACGCAAAUCUAGUGAAAAAUUCCCUGCAAUCCGUAGAAGGUAGCGGACCGAUGGCAGUGUUAGUGAAGGAUCCGGAAAUGGCCGCACUGAUACCACACAUUAUCGAACAGCUACGCAUGGAAAACGUGACGCCGGAGGAAAAGGCAACGCUGGCAGAAAUCUUCGACGACCUGUGGCCGCUGAUGGAGGCCGAGGCAACCCGAAAGCAGUAG
This is a messenger RNA of Anopheles nili, 918 nucleotides long. RefSeq lists its product as uncharacterized. The transcript is spliced from 2 exons. Bases 1 to 918 code for a protein of 305 amino acids. The record is from RefSeq and is a predicted model, not a curated record. Lineage: Eukaryota; Metazoa; Arthropoda; Insecta; Diptera; Culicidae.